CGCCAUUUUGAACGAGGGAAGAAAAAAAAAAAAAAAAAAAGAUUCCCGGAUAAUUUCCGUGACAGAUUGUGUUUAGCCGAUAGUCUUCACACUGACUGUGGAUGUUCGCCGUUUCCACCAGCACCCCGCGCUGCUUGAUCAGGUCUCGGAAUCCGUGCGCUGCAAGAGCUGCUCAAUGAAGCAAUGGCGGGUGUUGCAGGAGGAAAUGAUUUCCAGUGGUGUUUCUCCCAAGUGAAGGGGGCGAUAGAUGAAGAUGUUGCGGAAGCUGACAUAAUAUCUACAGUCGAAUUCAACUAUUCUGGAGACUUGCUUGCAACUGGAGAUAAAGGAGGCAGAGUAGUGAUAUUUCAACAUGAACAAGAGUCUAAGAAUCGUCCACACCUGCGUGGGGAGUACAACGUCUAUAGCACUUUUCAGAGUCAUGAGCCAGAAUUUGACUAUUUGAAAAGUUUAGAAAUUGAGGAAAAAAUUAAUAAAAUAAGAUGGCUACCCCAACAAAAUGCUGCUCACUUUCUACUUUCUACGAAUGAUAAAACUAUCAAAUUGUGGAAAAUAAGUGAAAGGGAUAAACGAGCAGAAGGUUACAACCUGAAAGAGGAAGACGGACGAAUCAGAGAUCCCUUUAGAAUCACCUCUUUACGGGUACCAGUACUGAUGCCAAUGGAUCUAAUGGUAGAAGCAAGCCCGCGGAGGAUCUUUGCAAAUGCACACACCUAUCACAUUAAUUCCAUUUCUGUAAAUAGUGAUCAUGAAACGUACCUCUCUGCAGAUGACCUAAGAAUAAAUCUAUGGCACUUGGAAAUCACAGACAGAAGUUUUAAUAUUGUAGACAUCAAGCCCGCCAACAUGGAGGAACUGACAGAAGUAAUCACAGCUGCCGAGUGCCAUCCACACCAGUGUAAUGUAUUUGUGUACAGCAGUAGCAAAGGCACCAUCCGCCUGUGUGACAUGAGAGCAGCAGCGCUCUGUGAUAGACACUCAAAGUUCUUUGAGGAACCUGAGGAUCCAAGCAGCCGAUCAUUUUUCUCUGAGAUUAUCUCCUCCAUCUCAGAUGUGAAGUUUAGUCACAGCGGGCGCUAUAUGAUGACACGUGACUACCUCUCAGUCAAAGUUUGGGACCUCAACAUGGAGAACAGGCCAGUGGAAACAUAUCAGGUCCAUGAAUACCUUCGCAGUAAACUCUGCUCGUUGUAUGAAAACGACUGCAUCUUUGACAAGUUUGAGUGCUGCUGGAAUGGCAGUGAUAGUGCCAUCAUGACUGGCUCCUACAACAACUUCUUCCGAAUGUUCGACCGUAACACUCGGCGGGACAUCACACUGGAAGCGUCCCGGGAGAGCAGCAAACCUCGGGCUACCCUCAAGCCACGCAAAGUGUCCACUGGUGGCAAGAGGAAGAAGGACGAGAUCAGUGUGGACAGCCUGGACUUCAACAAGAAGAUCCUCCACACUGCCUGGCACCCCAAAGAUAAUGUGAUAGCUGUGGCAGCCACCAACAACUUGUACAUUUUCCAGGACAAAAUCAACUAGAAGAUUAGAGGCUCCAGAGGAUAGGGCUUUUACCGUACCUGUGUAGUUAAGCCUACUCUACUUGUCUAUCUGUAUAAGAAGAAACAGCCUUGUUGUCCUCCUGGUGAAGAAUUUGAAAGCACGUGUCUUUUUUUUGCCACAGGAGGUUGAUCCAUAGGCCUGUUUUAUUUUGAGUAUGAGCAUAGGUUGUUUUUUGCCUUUGGCAUUAGGGCAAUCAACAUGCCCUCCCACCCCUCCCCGACCCAGAAAGCCCAGUUCGGGUCUGUUUGAUGGAAUGGCACUCCCUAGAGGUCAAACUCUUGAACGUUGGUGUUUGUGUUGACAUUUUAAGCCUUCAUUUCACGAUUUAACGACAGAACUCUUGGAAGCCCUGCAAAUGACGUCUUGUCAAAGUUGUAACACAUUGUCAGAGAUUGCGGGGGGCCCACUGAAGCGUGGAUUAACGGCCAAUAAGCCUAACUGUAACAUUCCCCCAUUGGCCAUGAAUUCAGGUCAAACUACUGGUGGAAGAGGCCAUGAAUUUGGAAAGUGGACUUUUUUUCUUUUUCUUUCCCGUCCCUUCUGUUACUUUCUCCCUGUCAUUACGGCAACAUAACUUCACUGACUGUAUCUACUCAAGUACACAUUGUCAUCCACAUAAUAAAAGAAACUCAAACUACAGAUGUGCUUUUUUAAAUUUAGAUGUAUUGAAACACGUUUAUUACUUUGCAUGUUUUUACGUUGUAGAGAGGUGGAAAAUGUCCAGUCACACCACUGUCUUUUGAGGAGAUCUCAAGCAAACCUAUUGAGUGGAAAUUCUAUUUUGGAG
This is a messenger RNA of Thalassophryne amazonica, 2335 nucleotides long. It is a transcript of the gene ppp2r2d, whose product is annotated as protein phosphatase 2, regulatory subunit B, delta. Gene Ontology annotation, cellular component: protein phosphatase type 2A complex; cytosol. The record is from RefSeq and is a predicted model, not a curated record. The transcript is spliced from 10 exons. Lineage: Eukaryota; Metazoa; Chordata; Actinopteri; Batrachoidiformes; Batrachoididae. Gene Ontology annotation, biological process: peptidyl-serine dephosphorylation. Gene Ontology annotation, molecular function: protein phosphatase regulator activity; protein binding. Bases 184 to 1527 code for a protein of 447 amino acids.